Messenger RNA from Talaromyces proteolyticus, 1522 nucleotides. RefSeq names its product major facilitator superfamily domain-containing protein. Lineage: Eukaryota; Fungi; Ascomycota; Eurotiomycetes; Eurotiales; Trichocomaceae. The record is from RefSeq and is a predicted model, not a curated record. Gene Ontology annotation, biological process: transmembrane transport. Gene Ontology annotation, cellular component: membrane. Bases 32 to 1468 code for a protein of 478 amino acids. Gene Ontology annotation, molecular function: transmembrane transporter activity. The transcript is spliced from 5 exons.
UGUAUUACUGCCGACUUGUAUCUCAACGACAAUGGACGAAGCCGUCUUGGAGAAAGGUCUUGGGCAGACGGAGGCCACCACUAGAACGCUUGUCGACCAAAAUGACUUGGCCAAUGCCCGCGUCCGCAGGAAGCUCGACUUACACAUGAUGCCCUUGUUUUUCGUCUUGUAUAUGUUGGCAUUCCUGGACCGUGGAAAUAUUGGCAACGCCGAGGUGGCCGGCAUGGGCAAGGCGCUGAAUCUGACGAGUAGUCAGUAUGCAUGGUUCUCCACCAUCUUCUACAUUACGUACAUCAUCUUUGAAUUCUGCAUCAUUUUCUGGAAGAUCUUUCCGCCUCAUUUGGUUGGUGCUAUUGUCGUUUUUGGGUGGGGCCUCUUAGGUACGAUGCAGGCCGCUGCCCAGAGCUGGGGAGGGAUGAUGGCUAUCCGCUUUCUGCUAGGUGCCUUUGAAGCCGCUUAUGCACCUGGUAUUAUGUACCUCUUGUCUUUCUUCUACCUGAGGAAUGAGGUUGGUUUUCGAUGCGGUCUCUUUGCCUCUGCCGCGCCUCUAGCAUCGACUUUUGCUGGUGCACUUGCAUAUGGAAUCACUAAUGGCCACUCGCAUCUGGAAACCUGGCGCCUGCUGUUUUUGGUUGAAGGUCUAGCUACCGUUAUCAUGAGCCCGCUUGCCUUUUUACUCAUCCCCGACUCGCCCGACAAGGCGCGCUUUCUGAAUGCCGAGGAGAGAGAGAUUGUCAAAUCCCGUUCCAUGCGUCAGGUUGGCACAGAGCCCGCGGUUCGCAUUGGCGGCUUGAAUCUGACAGAAUUUCUAUACAUAUUGAUAGACUACAAGGCCUGGUUCGUUGCCUUGAUGUACUUUGGAGCCAAUGUCAGCUAUGCCAGUUUGCCCGUCUACCUGCCCACGAUUCUGAGUGCCAUGGGAUACAGCAGCAUCAACGCCCAGGGUCUCAGCGCCCCACCUUAUUUCGUGGCCUUCCUCUUCGCGCUGAUCACCACGUACAUCGCCGACAGGACUCAGCAGCGUGGCUUGAUGCUCUUUGCCACCUCUAUUGUUGGCGGCAUUGGUUAUGUCGUUCUGGCUACUGUCACAACCGUCGGAGUCCGAUACUUUGCUGUAUUUCUCGCCUCGGCUGGCGUUUUCUCCACCAUCCCCAACAUUAUUGCUUGGACCUUGAAUAAUCAAGGCUCCGACACCAGACGUGGUGCCGGUCUCGUGCUCAUCAACGUCGUCGGCCAGUGCGGCUCUGUGUUGUCGUCGCGUAUCUAUCCAACCUCGGAAGGGCCGCGCUAUAUCAAGGGUCAGUCUGUCUGUGCCGCUUUUAUGUUUUUCACCGCCAUCCUCGCUUUCACUCUUCGCUUCCUGCUUGCCUGGGAUAACAAGAAUCUUGAGCGCAAGCAGCGUGAGGCAGACGAGACUAGCACCGCCGCUUUUGAAAACUACGGUCCAUCCUUCCGCUACGCCUUGUAACUGAUUGUCUUAUGAUGGAACUACCAAGUUCAUUUAAUAUAAAUUGGAGUAAUC